This is a messenger RNA of Hyposmocoma kahamanoa, 1599 nucleotides long. Its product is annotated as dopamine N-acetyltransferase-like. The transcript has 5 exons. Bases 106 to 891 code for a protein of 261 amino acids. Gene Ontology annotation, molecular function: N-acetyltransferase activity. The record is from RefSeq and is a predicted model, not a curated record. NCBI's taxonomy places the organism in Eukaryota, Metazoa, Arthropoda, Insecta, Lepidoptera, Cosmopterigidae.
AGUGAUCCCAUCUUGGAGCACGCGAGAGCCGCUGCGUUCCAUCCUUACGCAAAUAACAGUUCUCAUUGUUUUUAUCAUUCCAAAUAAAUAACUUUUUUAAUCAAUAUGGCUGUCACAAGUGCCAGGGCGAUUGUGAAUUUGAAGGAGAAGGGACAUUUCGAGCAGAAAAAUGAAACAGAAAGGAUUGAUAAGUAUACGCUGGGCGACGAGCUGGGAGCGCGCUUAGCAGCACUUCAGAUCUGCGCUAUGCCACCCACUGCUUACACCGUUCGCACAUUGACUACUGAUGAUAAAGAGAGCGUACUUCAGUUCCUAAGGAGGUUCUUUUUCAUAGAUGAACCCAUGAAUAAAGCAGUGCAGCUGCUGGAAACUCCAGACUCGCGUUGCCUGGAGCUGGAAGAGUAUGCUACCUGCAGCUUGGAAGAUGGCGUGUCGGUCGCGGCUGUUGAUGAUCAUGGAGAAUUUGUGGGCCUUGUCAUUAACGGAAUUGCUAAAAGAGAGGAAGUAGACUACACAGACAAAUCAGAAGACUGCCCGCACCCUAAGUUUCGUCGCAUCCUCAAAGUGCUGGGGCACCUGGACCGGGAAGUAAGAAUAUGGGACAAACUGCCGAAGACCUGCAAUCGAGUUGUGGAAAUUAGAAUCGCGUCCACUCAUGACGCAUGGAGAGGCCGAGGACUGAUGCGUGUGCUUUGUGAGGAAACUGAACGCAUAGCAAAGGCCGUGGGUGCUUCUGCCCUGCGCAUGGACACGACUUCAGCGUUCUCCGCCGCCGCGGCCGAGCGCCUCGGCUACAAGCAAAUGUACAGCGUCUUAUACAGUGAUCUUGACUAUGCACCGCAACCCCCUGCACCCCAUCUCGAGGCUAGAGUUUAUAUUAAACAAAUCUAAACAAUACAGCAGAGAAAUAUUACGUUCUAUUUAAUGGUAGUGAAUUUUUGUAACGAAAUUGUACAUAGCAUAAUGAAUAUGUCAGUUGUGUAACGUACAAACUAGAUACGAUUCGUUCGAUAGCUGCGAAAAUUCCGCAAAAAAUGUUAGGUCAUAUCUAGUUUGUAGAUUUCAAAAUUCAAUAUGGUUACAAAAACCCGUCCCACAUCAAUGUAAAUUAAGUCUUAGCCCGCAACUCAUAAGACGCAAUUAAACUCAAACAUACCUAACAUUGUUACGUACCUACCUAAUAUUUGAAACUACACACUUAUAUAGAUACUUAGCUCCCUGGAAGCUAAAUAAGUUUUUUUUAAAUAUUAUCUAGGCAGCAAACACGUUACCGUCGCCUAUGAAUGCCUGCAACGGACGUCACGAGCGCGUUGCCGACCCUUUAGGACCCUACUCAAACCCCUUUUGAAGGAGUUCAUGCUUAUUCCUGCGGGAAAACCCCGACAUUCCACAACCUAAUGCAUGGGAGAAAGCUUCUUUGAAACCGUACAGUACGAGAUCGACUCGGUUCCAGAGUGUGAGGAUGGACUUCCUCCGGUGGCGAGCGGUGCGAUGAUAAAAUGUUGCCGUUGGCAUCAUGUCAAACAGUUCUUCAGAACAUUGGCCAUUGUACAAGCGAUAGAACAGGCAUAGGAAGGCAAAACCUCUCCUCAAAGACAG